Messenger RNA from Penicillium mononematosum, 1446 nucleotides. RefSeq lists its product as uncharacterized. Bases 1 to 1446 code for a protein of 481 amino acids. NCBI's taxonomy places the organism in Eukaryota, Fungi, Ascomycota, Eurotiomycetes, Eurotiales, Aspergillaceae. Gene Ontology annotation, molecular function: macrolide binding; peptidyl-prolyl cis-trans isomerase activity. Gene Ontology annotation, cellular component: nucleolus; chromatin. The transcript has 4 exons. The record is from RefSeq and is a predicted model, not a curated record.
AUGUCUGCUGUUCAGCCUGUCGCAGUCUAUGCGCUCCGGGUUCCUCCCGGUGCCAUGGUGCAAGCAGUCCCCAAUGCUGCUGCUUCGUUCCGCAUCAGCAUGGCUGCUAUCGAUCCCGAUGAGGCCCCAGAGUUCGAGGAUGAGCAGGACUCGAGCAAGCCUCCCCGCUCUACUCUGAAGAUUGUUCGCGCUCCUCCCGGUCUUGGCCUCGGUGAGGAUGAUGAGGAUGACGAGGACUACAGUGAUGAGGAUGAAGAGGACUCCGAGGACGAAGAGGAGUCCAACGGCGGUCCUAGCGACAAGGAGAAGGCCCGUAAGCUCAAGGCAGCUGCUGCCCUCAAGGACCUCGAGGAUGCCAUGGACGAAGAUGAUGAUGAGGAGGAGGAGGAGAAUGACGAGGACUUCGACCUGAAGGCUGCCAUCUCCAAGCUCAUUAAGGGUAAGGGCCCUGCCCUUGACGAUGAGGAUAACGAGUCCGAGGAGGGCCUGGAGCUCGAUGAGAACGUUGUCUGCACCCUCAGCCCCAGCCAGAACUACCAACAGCCUCUGGAUAUCACUGUCUGCGAGGGUGAGCCUGUGUUCUUCAAGGUCACUGGUAACCACACUGUUUUCCUAACUGGUAACUACGUCAUUGGUCUCGAUGAGAGCCACGACCACGACCAUGACCACGAUGAUGAGGACGACGAGGAUGACUACGACCUGUCUCCCGAUGAGGAUGAGCUCGACAUGGAUGACCUCAUGGCCAUGCAGGAUGAUGAUGAGAGCGAUGACCUUGAUGAUAUGGAGGACCCUAGAAUCACCGAGGUUGAGAGCGAGGAGGAGGCUCCUAAGCUUGUUGAGGCUAAGAAGGGCAAGAAUAAGCGCGCCGCUGAGGAGGAAGCCAGCCUCGACGAUCUCAUGGCUAAGGCCAACAAGGCCAAGUCUACCAAGGCUGAGGAGCCCGCCUUGACCAAGGCCCAGCAGAAGAAGCUCAAGAAGAACAACGGCGAUGCCGCCGCUGUUGAGCCUAAGGAGGCCAAGAAGGAUGACAAGAAGGAUGACAAGAAGGAGGCCAAGACCGACAAGAAGGUCCAGGCCCUACCCCCCUCUGGCGACAAGCCCACCGGCACUCUUGGCGUUAAGGAGGUCCGUGGAGUCAAGAUUGACGACAAGAAGCUUGGAAAGGGUGUUGCUGCCAAGAGCGGCAACACUGUCGCUAUGCGCUACAUCGGCAAGCUCGAGGACGGCAAGGUUUUCGACUCCAACAAGAAGGGCAAGCCUUUCACCUUCAAGCUCGGAAAGGGCGAGGUCAUCAAGGGUUGGGACAUCGGUGUCGCCGGCAUGGCUGUCGGUGGUGAGCGUCGCAUCUCCAUCCCUCCUUCUCUCGCAUACGGCAAGAAGGCCCUCCCUGGUAUCCCCGGCAACUCCAAGCUUAUCUUCGACGUCAAGCUUCUCGAGAUCAAGUAA